AUGAGAUUUUUAUUUUGUGGAGAUAGUAAUUGCCCUGAAUGGUUUUUGGCUGAAUCUGCACUUCUAACUAAAAUUGUAUAAAAUUGACAAUAUUAUUUAAGGCUUCUGUGAAAAUGAAAUUAGUCACAUAAUAUAUUUUAUAGAAUUUAGUGGAGGGUUAAGAUACUACAGCUAAGAUCUUUAAGAUGUUAGAAGGGUCAGGUUUUAAUUAAUAAGAAAUAAACUCAACAAUUGCUUGUGUAUCAUUUAUAGUUGAAAACUCUGCAAAAUAUGAUGUUUCUGAAUAAGUAUUAAUAAAGGAGUUAAUUGAUUUGGGAUUGCCAAAAGAGAAUUGUGAAUAAUUGAGCAAGACAUUUAAAUAAUACAAAGAUAAAUUGUAAUAGGUUUAUGAAGGUCAAAUAAUAAGAGGUAAUAUAAAAUAAUGAUGUAAAAAAAGUUGGAAAGACGAUAGAAUUUCAUUAUGGAAUAAGUAAAUUCAUAGUAUCAGAGAGUGUGGCUCCUUAGAAAUAAAUAGAUGGGAACAGAUUUAUUGAUACAAACAUAACAUUUUAGCAUGAUAAUGGGAAAUAAGAAUGUUGUUAAUUUGUUUUAUUUCCUGAAUAAUUGGAAGACAUGUUAAAUAGUUUUAAGAAAGCAUAGAAAUUAAUGAUGCAAUUAUGA
Paramecium sonneborni is the source of this 660-nucleotide messenger RNA. The record is from the annotation of a GenBank genome assembly. NCBI's taxonomy places the organism in Eukaryota, Ciliophora, Oligohymenophorea, Peniculida, Parameciidae.